AUGCUCAAUGACGCAUGCUUCGUUCCAAGAACCUCUGCGGUGGGGCGCUCCCACCUGCAUCCUACUGAGUUUUCGCAAAGUUACGACGGGCCGGUCACAAGCACCCUUUGCCCUGAUUGUUCCGCCACUCCUGACUGGAAUUGGCUACAUGGCCAGCGAAUCGGUGAAGCUGCAAACCCGGGCCCUGCCCACCAACUGUCUCUGCUGGAAUCCUUCCGGCAAACGUCCGCGCCUCCACACUCUGAUGAGGCCCCACAGCCACGCGCAGAUGCGGCCAUCCCAUCCGACGCUGCCUCUAGUAUAUCCGGUGCACAACUGACUGAUGGUUCCUCUCAAUCCAGAAACCUCCCAGUGCAUACUGACUUUCGCUUGGCGGUGGUCAACCCCACUGCUGUCUUGGGCAAGGAAGCAGACAUAUUAGACCUCCAGCAAGACAUGGUGCUUUUGUCUGAAACUUCUGCUGUUGAGCGUGCCCAGCGGUUGGCUGCCUCAGCCUUUGGUAAAGCACAGUGCUAUAGCCAAUGGAGCCCGCCUGUUCCUCCCCAUGCGACUGGGCAAGACUCCCUCCGCGGACACGCUGAAGGCACCGCGGUUAUCAGCAAAUAUCCUUUGCGAGGCUCUUUUGCCGGCCGCCCUGAAAUCUGGCAAGGCUCCUGCCGCUUGGUGGAGGCAAUAGCCCGGGUAGGAUGGUUUUCCUUUCGGGUCAUUGCAGUCUAUGGGUUCCCUGCAAACCGAGCGGAGGCUGCCCUUCGCAAUGAUGAAUUGUUCCGCUGGGCCUUGCAAGUCGCUACACGGGACCAUCUGCCGGCCAUUAUAGGGGGCGACUUCAAUUGCUGCAUUCAGUCUCUGCCUGUGUGGGAUGAGUACCGGGCCUUGGGCUUCCGGGAGACCUUUGAAUUCUGGGAGGCCCGCACUGGCACUGUACUUCCCCCUACCUGUCGUGCCGCCACUCGCCAUGAUACGGUGGUGCUACCGCCGAUCUUUCAGCAAAUGCUAUGCAAAGCCGCGGUCUCCACUCAUCUUCACUUGUUUGACUCCCACGCACCGCUGAUGUUGGAGUUUUGCAUACCUGCCAGCCCCAUCCUACAGUACCGUUGGCGAAUGCCCCGCAGUUGGGCCACCUUGGAGGUUGAUCCUCAAGCCUUUGAUGCUGAAUACGCAUGCAGGCGAGGUGAAUGUCAGGCAGCCAUACAACAAUGUCAGGACAGGGAUGAUGUCGAUCAAGCUUUUGUGACCUGGGCCUCGCAGGUAGAAGCAGCUGUUGAUGCUUGCCUACGUGCCAACCCGUCCCAGAGCACAGAUCAACAGCACGGCCCGGGCUUGCCGAAGGCCUGCCGAGGUCGCUUCCAAUUCCGGCCCCGCUUAAAGUUUCCCCUGCCUUGUCCUGCCAGGCAAGCCCGACAUGGUGACUAUAACCCGCCAAACGAGGUUAUGUCAGUGAUCGGCUGCGCUAAAAUCAAGCAGGCCCGUCGCCUCCGCACCUUUGCUGCUGGCCUUGCCAAGGCAAGGAAAAACGCUGACUGGUCCCCCGGAGUUUGCCGCCAACUUGGGGACGAAUGGGCCGCCAUAAAAAGAGCGCCAGGCUACAGCCCGACCUUUGCCCACUGGCUUCUGUGCAUUGCUCAUUUUCAUGUCUUCUGGGAAGCAUGGCCCCCCGCUGAAUGGUUAGAGGAUGUCGUGGCUUACGUUGCCUAUGAUGCCGACAUACUGGCAAAGGCCGAGGCGAAGCGGGCUGCCCAGCUUCGUACCUACAAGGCCCACCAGGAUGCCUCUUGCAAUCAUGCUAAAGGCCACUAUGCUGCCCUCCGAAAACCGAUGCGGCCCCCUAUCACCGCCAUACCAAAGCUUGAAUGCCAACAAGCUGUGAAGGUCCAGGACCUGGCUACUGACGUUGCGUCCUAUCGCCUGCCGUUCCCUUCUGCAUUUGUUGCCGCUCUGCCAACCACGGCGGACGGAGCUGCCGUCCAAAUCCAGGGCCUUCUCCAAGGGCCGGAUGAGUCAGAGGUCUUGCAGAUCCAUUUCCCCGGGCGCCCCCCGCCUGCUCACUGCUGCCUGCAACAACAAACCGAGGCCAGUACUGGCCCGGAACUGCAUCGCGCCUUCUUUGAGUAUUGGGCGCCCAUUUGGCUCAGGGACAAGGCCGCAGACUGUCAGCAUGAUCUGUCAUGGGGAGCUUUCCUCCAACAUUUGCCACCGGUACCACCGGAAGCUGCCUCGCUAGGCGUGUUUGACUCCUUUGCCCCCACGGCCUGGUUGGAUCGCGCCAAGCACCUCAAGUCCGGCAAAGCGACCGGGUACGAUGGCAUCUCUAAUGCAGAGCUCAAAGCCCUGCCUUUUCAGGCCCUUUCGGAUCUUUCAGAGGUUUUUCGGCAGUGCAGCCGCUUUGGGUGGCCCACGCACAUUGCAUCUGCUACGGUCAGCAGCUUGGCCAAGAAUGACUGCCCGCAAGGCCUGCACCAUUCCAGACCUAUCACCAUACUGGCCACCUCGUACAGGCUCUGGGCCAGUGUGGCGGCCAAAGGUAUACUACGGGCCUGGAAUCAAUGGUUCCCUAAAGAAAUCCUUGGCUGCCUACCGGGUCGAAGUUCCAGGGACCUGUCUCUCAGCUUGGAAUGCCUCAUUGAGCAAGCCCGACUUGCCAAGGAGCCCCUGCUGGGCUUCAGCAUUGAUUUGGUCAAGGCUUUUAACAACCUGCCGAGGCGUCCUCUGCAGGAACUGCUCCUACACCUGCAGGUGCCCCCAGUCAUUGUCAAGACUUGGUUUUCCUUCCUAGAUCGUGUGGCUCGCUUUCCCAUCUUUCACGACAGCCUCGGGGUGGGACUGCCCAGUUCAACUGGUGUCCCUGAAGGAGAUCCACUCAGCGUUGUUGCAAUGCUGGCGGUCUGUUACGCGGCACAUCACUGGCCGCGAAACCCCAACAGUGUUCUCCGGUCCUAUGUCGAUAAUUUCACGUGGACGUGCACGGAGCCAGCUGCACUCCCCGAUGCGGUGGCGAGUGCACGGGAGUUCUGUUCGGCCCUCCGUUUACCGAUUGAUUGGACAAAGAGCUAUUGUUGGGCCACCCUCUCCAGUCAUCGCCGGUGGUUAAGCCAGAUCGCUCCCAGUUUAGUCCCCGAUGGCAGCCAGCUCCGAGUGGUUGAUGGGGCCAAGGAUUUAGGGGUCAGUUUCAGGUUUGGCCCUCGGGCAACCAAGGCACAUGUGACCAGCCGACUGCAGCACGGCCAUGACCGCCUCCAGAAACUCGGAGCUAUGUCACGCCCUCUCGAGCUUAAGGCCCGACUGAUGCUCGGUUCUGUUUGGCCUGCUACUUUCUAUGGCACUGAAGGCCACAAACUUUCGGUGGCCCAGAUUAGCUCCCUCCGAACAGCUGCUGCAAGAGCUCUUGUUGGUAAGCACAGCUCCACUUCCCCCAUUCUUGCUCUGACUUGUCUGUGUGCAAGGGUCCUGGACCCGGGGGUCUAUGCGUUGGCCCAAUCUUUGUGCGCCUUAGCGCGACUCCUUCGAGUGUGCCCAGAACAGGGUAAUUGGUGGCUCCAAACUGCCUCCCAGACUGAUGGCACGGUGCGUCGCACACUUGGCCCGGCAACUACAUUGGCGUGGCGCCUCGCGGAACACGGCUGGGUACUCAAGCCUGACGGUCUUCUCAAAGGGCCCGAUCACUGGAGGUGCCAUCUCCGAACGUCCUCGUCCUCUGCCAUAAAGGACCUUCUCGCAUGGGUGCAGCAGCACGUGCCUCACUGGCUGCACUGCCCAUUCGCAGUUGAACAUGAGCAGGAAUGCUUCAGCAGACUGUUUUGGGAGUCUCGCAAACUUUUGCCGCCGCCCAGCAUAUCUGAUCUUGUCGUGGCUCAUAAGCUCGAUAGGUUGUGCCUCUACACCGAUGGUUCCUGCAACCAUAACUCCUGUCCGGCAGCUCGCCAUGCUGCAUGGGCAGUUGUACUUGACUUGAGACCAUUGGAACAGUUGCCGCCAGGCCUGGAGGAACAACGUCUAGCAGAGCUGGUUGCUGAGCGCUUUGUAAUAGUUGCCCAAGGUGUUGUGCCGGGCCGCCAGACCAAUAACAGAGCUGAGUUCUGCGCCUUGCUACAGGCUGGCAGGAUUGCCUCCAGCAUCCCUGCGCUGCCCAGCCUUGUCGGGUCCGACAGCCAGUUUGGCCUACGGGCCCAAAGCCGCCUUCAAGCAUGCCCCGAACUGCCGAGAGAGAGCAAUGUGGCUGACCUCGGCGAUGGCGACGUUGCUAAUUGGUUCCCAGCUUCCCUUAGGGGUCACAAGGUCCAGGCCCAUCGUUGCCUCCGAGAUGUUCCAACAGAUGAGCUUGUGUGUGCAGCUGGCAACUUCGCAGCUGACCUUGCUGCGAAACAGGCGCUCCAAAACGACCUGCCCCUGGCUGGGAGUAUUUGCUCGGAAAUAGCCGCUUGGCGACGUGAACAAGGUCACGUCGUGGUGCCGGCCCGUCGGGCUUUGCGGCAGCAAACUGUUGGUGCUGCUGCCGGCCCUGGCCUCACCAACUGCGGGGAAUUUUCUCAAUGGCUGGCCUUUUCACCUGAGGAGACUCAGCCGCUGACGCCCCGGGCGUUCCCGGCUGAGGGUUUCCCGACAGGUGGAUGGCCACUAUGGUUUCUUGAGAAGAUCUGGCAAUGGGUGUUUCAGCUACAAUGGGGUCGUCAAGACCAUCUCGACAAGAGGGACCGAGGGAUUACCUACCUGGAGCUGCUCGCGAAUUUCGUGGUCUGCACGGCCGCCUGCCCACCAGUUCCAGGCGACGGGGCCAAAGUGAUGUUGGACCAGCUUGCAACCGAGGGUAUACUGCAACCGCUGUAUGUCCGAAAUGCCAUCGCCUUCAUGGUCCAGGCUGUCA
This is a messenger RNA of Symbiodinium sp. CCMP2456, 4858 nucleotides long. Lineage: Eukaryota; Dinophyceae; Suessiales; Symbiodiniaceae. The record is from the annotation of a GenBank genome assembly.